Frieseomelitta varia is the source of this 827-nucleotide messenger RNA. RefSeq lists its product as uncharacterized. Lineage: Eukaryota; Metazoa; Arthropoda; Insecta; Hymenoptera; Apidae. The record is from RefSeq and is a predicted model, not a curated record. Bases 11 to 190 code for a protein of 59 amino acids. The transcript has a single exon.
UCACACCAAGAUGGGGUUGCACAUUUUUUGGCCAGCAACUGCUUGUUUAACUCUUUUUGUUGUCUGCGUAAUAAUAGUUUUAUUACGAUACGGUUCACGUAUCUGUAAACUGCGGCACGCACCGUUGCCAUCUGAUCAGGAGUGGGAAGAAAAGGCAUAUUCUCGAAAUCUUUCAGUUUCUGUGACCUAAAAUUGAGUAAAUGUGUGUGUUUCUAUGUUUUCAUAUCAUGUUAAAGAUCGGUUGCGUUAGAAAAGGAUUUAAAUUAGAAUCUAUUUUAACUCAAAACUACAUGCUUGUUAUACAUUUGAGAUCUGACAAUUUUUCAUAAUCAUUCCUUUAAGAAAAUUGCUUGAAUAUACAUGCGCAGGGUAGCAUCAGUUUUCUACUUUAAGAUAAUGUAAUUAUGUGCCUUAAAAAUGUACCCGUGUUUUUUAUAUGUUACCUUUUAUACGUAGAGUAAGAAAUUUUAAUGAAUGUCCGUCCAUUUAAAUUCUAGUUACAAUUUGUGUCGUGAAAAUUGGUAAAACAUUUUGUUUUCAUUACGAUAAUUUCUAAACGUAUAAAAUACAUCAAUUUAUUUAAACAAUGGCAAUUGUAACCAGCAAUAAUUUUAAGAAUAAAAGCAAUAAUUAAUAAAAAAACAAUAAUUUUAAGUUGAAGUAAAAUAUAGACCAUGACACAAAGUAUUUGCGAAAGAAGACUAAAAAACCAAAUCCGUCCGAUUUUCUAAGAUUUUGUGUAAUGACAAUUUUAUCAUUAACUGCGAACUUUUGUAUUUUUUAUAUGUAUUUCAUAUAAAUAAAAAAAUGCUUAUAUUUACAUAAAA